AUGAGGAUUGGUGUGAGUGGGAGCCGCUGCCUGCAGCGAAGGGCAGCCCUGCCCCAUCCAGCCGCCUCCACAGGAGCCCCACAGCAGGCAGCUGCCCUGCAGGACACAGCCAGUGCAGACAGCUCUGGGCAGCCGGUGCCCUGGCUCAGCACCACGAAAGGAGCCUCAACUCAGGCGUCGGAGGCUGAGAAGGAGGAUCCCUCCGGAGACACCAGCGCCCUGGCCUCUACAGCCUUAUUGCCAGGAGAGCAGGAGGUGCAGGGCCCUGUCCCACUUGCUCAGGUUCCCACACCCAGGACACGUCUCCAGGCUGCCCCACAGCUGCAGACAGAGUCCUCAGGCCUGGGCUUGCUGCAUGAGAGGAGGCCGGGGCAUGGCACUGCCCGGCUCUGUGAGGAUGCAUCAGGCUGCCGGGCAGCUCUGGUCAGCGCCCAGGCCCGUGUGGCAGAGCUGGAGAGCCAGGUCCAGAUGCUUGAGGUGGAGCGGACACAGCAGAGGCUGUUGCUGGAGAGUCUCCAGCAGCAGCACCAGAAGAACCUGGAUCUUCUCGAGAGCCCCUACAGGCGGCAAAUGAAGGUGUUGGAGGAGAGCCACGGGCGGCAGGAGGAGAGGCUGCGGCAGGAGCUGGAGCAGCUGAGGGCUCAGCUGCUGUCGCAGAGCCAGGAUGCGGAGCAGGCGCAGGCAGAGCUGCAGGCACAGCACCAGCAGCAGCUGGCAGCACUGGAGCAGCAGCACACGCUGGAGGUGAAGCGGCUGCAAGAGCUGCAGAGGACGUCCAUCCAGGAGCUGCGCCAGGACUACGACGAGCAGCUGCGGCGGCUGCAGCGGCUGAAGGAUCAGGAGGUGGAUGCGGUGACCAGCGCCACGUCACACACCAGGUCUCUGAACGGCGUCAUCGAGCGGAUGGAGAAGUUCUCCAGUGAUCUGCACGAGCUCUGGCACAAGGUGGAGGCCAAGCACCACAGCACCUCCCAGGAGCUGGCCACGUGGGCACAGCAGCUCAGGGUGCUCCAAGACAGGAUGUUGCAGCAGCAGAAGGACAUGGAGGAGGAACAGAGACGACACCAGGACGUGAUUGCUAAAGUGGAGGCCAGGCUGAGCGAGCAGUCUCAGCAGCUGGAGCAGGAGCGCUGCAGGGCGCUGACGGAGCAGUGCCAAGUGGGAUCUCUGCAGCGCUCGCUGGAGGAGCGGCAGCAAGUCCUGAGCCAGCAGCUCUCCAAGGAGCGAGCAGAGCUGGAGAGGGCCAAGAGCACUUUUCUGGCGGAGCAGCAGUUGGUGGUGCAGAAGUGCUCAGAGGAGUACCAGAAGCUGGCGACUGAGUGGGCUGAACUUCGUGCCCAGCAGCAGCAGAGCAGGGUGAGGAUGGAACUGGACACGGGCACAUGGGCUCCCAGGGAGAGGGCAGGAGACGUGUACUGCAUCGAUGCGCGUUUCUAUGGCAACAUCGGCCGCUUCAUCAACCAUCACUGCGAGCCCAACGUCUUCGCUGCCAGGGUCUUCACAUCCCAUCAGGACGUGCGCUUCCCCAGGCUGGUCUUCUUCAGCACGGGGGACAUCAGAGCUGGAGAGCAGCUUGGCUUCGACUACAAGGAGGAUUUCUGGGCCGUCAAAGGCAAAUCCUUCAGCUGCAAAUGCGGCUCUGGCAGGUGCAAGUACACGAGCUGGGCGCUGGCCAAGCGCCAGGCGCGCGCCCUGUCCCGCAGCAGGAAGCCAAAGGAGGCCCCUGUCAGCAGCUGGGUGGCAAAGGCUCCACGGCACAGGCACUGA
Molecule: messenger RNA, 1767 nt
Organism: Colius striatus (speckled mousebird)
Lineage: Eukaryota; Metazoa; Chordata; Aves; Coliiformes; Coliidae
Product: fas-binding factor 1 homolog
Exons: 15
Coding region: 1-1767 (588 amino acids)
Biological process (GO): cilium assembly; establishment of epithelial cell polarity
Cellular component (GO): centriole; ciliary transition fiber; ciliary basal body
Molecular function (GO): protein binding
Source: RefSeq, a predicted model, not a curated record